Messenger RNA from Xyrauchen texanus (razorback sucker), 3590 nucleotides. Its product is annotated as glutamate receptor-interacting protein 2-like. The coding region runs from base 84 to 3356 and encodes 1090 amino acids. Gene Ontology annotation, biological process: neurotransmitter receptor transport, endosome to postsynaptic membrane. The transcript has 24 exons. The record is from RefSeq and is a predicted model, not a curated record. Gene Ontology annotation, molecular function: protein binding. Lineage: Eukaryota; Metazoa; Chordata; Actinopteri; Cypriniformes; Catostomidae.
CUAUUUUCCCCUCUCCCUCGCUUUUUUUUUUCAACCUCCAACAAUGAGUCGCUGAAGAGGAGAGGAGGCGGUAAGAGGAGGAUAUGUUUUCCGUUUCACUCAAGUGCCGACUGGGGGUCAUCAGACGCAGGAUCAAGGAUGAUGGGCUGUACUCUAAAGGAAACAAGGACUCAACGGGGCCUGACAACUCGCUCACGUCCAGACGACAAAGCAUCCCAGAGCUGCGUGGUGUUACACUGGUUGAGCUGAUUAAAAAAGAGGGCAGCACUUUGGGUCUCACCAUCUCAGGCGGGACCGACAAGGACGGUAAACCCCGUGUUUCCAAUCUACGGCCGGGUGGACUUGCUGCUAGGAGUGAUCAACUCAAUGUGGGCGACUACAUCAAGUCAGUCAAUGGCAUCAACCUAACCAAACUGCGUCAUGAUGAGAUUAUCAGUCUGUUAAAGAACGUAGGAGAGCGUGUCGUGCUGGAAGUGGAGUAUGAACUGCCUUCAGCUGCUCCAGACAGUACCUCAGGUGUUAUUUCCAAGACAAUCGACAUCUGUUUGCAGAAAGAAGGCAACAGCUUUGGAUUUGUAAUGCGAGGUGGCUCCCAUGAGGACUGGCACAAAACUAGACCUUUAGUGGUUACACAUGUACGACCAGGUGGCCCUGCUGACAGAGAAGGGACGUUAAAAGCAGCCGAUCGGAUCCUAAGUGUGGAUGGUGUGCCAUUACACAGUGCCAGUCACAGCGAUGCCCUGACUGUACUGACCCAGUGUGGCCAAGAAGCCCUGUUCCAGAUCGAGUACGAUGUCUCCAUCAUGGACUCCGUGACAAACGCUUCAGGUCCACUGCUGGUUGAGAUUGCCAAGGCGCCAGGAGCAAGUCUGGGAAUUUCUCUGACCACUGCCAUGCACAGGAACAAGCAAGCUAUCGUCAUUGACAAGAUCAAACCUGGCAGCGUGGUGGACAGGUCAGGAGCAUUACACGUGGGUGAUCAUAUCUUGUCUAUAGAUGGUACAAGCACAGAGCAUUGUUCAGUUCUGGAGGCAACACAGCUAGUGGCCAGCACCUCUGAUCAGACCAAACUAGAGAUCCUGCCAGCACACCAAACACGACUACCCUGGAAACCCCAGGACACUGUGAAAGUCCAGAAAAGUGACCACCCCCACUGCUGGGACCCCUGUGUGAAUUACUGCCAUACUCAACAUCCUGCUCACUGUAAAACAGCAACAUGGACAUCUGCUUCCAGUAACCCUUCUAUUUCUCAGGAUUACUGCAAAUUGGUAGUCUGCACUAACUUCUCCCCUGGCUCCACCACUACAUCAGGCGUAACCAGCCAGGGUUCCAGCACGCUGCCCCGAGCCGCCCCUCCCAUGAGCCCCCGCAACUCCAUGCUGAAGAGAAGACAGAGGAAAAAAGAGCACAAGAGCUCCUCGGUAUCUUUAGCCUCAAGUUCUGUGGGCCCUGGUGGUCAGAUAGUCCACACAGAGUCCAGUGAGGUGACUCUGAAAGGAGACCCUCUAAAUGGGUUUGGGGUUCAGCUACAAGGUGGAAUAUUUGCAACGGAAACCCUCUCUGCCCCCCCUCUGAUCCGCUUCAUAGAGCCGGACAGUUCGGCCGAAAGGUGUGGGCUGAUUCAAGUUGGAGAUAGAGUGCUAUCCAUCAAUGGAAUUCCUACAGAAGAUGGAACGCUGGAAGAGGCCAGUCAGCUGCUCCGAGACGCUGCUUUGGCAAAUAAGGUCACACUUGAGAUUGAGUUUGAUGUUGCAGAAUCAGUUGUGCCUAGCAGUGGAACAUUCCAUGUGAAACUGCAGAAGAAGAGAGGAGUAGAACUGGGCAUCAUUAUCAGUGCCAGUAAAAAAACAGGAGAAGCUCUUAUCAUUUCUGACAUUAAAAAAGGCAGCAUGGCUCACAGAACAGGAACUCUGGAGCCCGGAGACAAGCUGCUGGCCAUAGAUAACAUCCGCCUGGAGAACUGCUCCAUGGAGGACGCUGUCCAGAUUCUCCAGCAGAGUGAAGACCUGGUCAAACUCAAGAUCCGCAAGGACGAGGACAACUCAGAUGAGCAGGAGGCAUCUGGCUCCAUUAUCUACACUGUGGAGCUGAAGCGGUAUGGCGGCCCGCUGGGCAUUACUAUCUCCGGCACAGAGGAGCCCUUUGACCCCAUCAUCAUCUCAGGCCUGACCAAGAGGGGUCUCGCUGAGAGGACUGGAGCCAUUCACGUUGGAGAUCGAAUUCUGGCCAUCAACAACGUCAGCCUAAAGGGAAAACCGCUCAGUGAAGCCAUACACCUGCUACAGAUGGCAGGAGAGACCGUCACCCUCAAAAUCAAGAAACAGUCAGACACACAAGAUGAUCAAAAGAAAGACUAUGAUCUUGAUAACGAGCUCAGCGAUAACGAGGACGAGAUGACAGACUCGCAGAAGACCAAUAAACUGUCAGAGAUUUAUUCCACCACCAUUCCCAGUGUGGACUCGGCGAUGGAGUCAUGGGAUGGCUCGGGAAUCGAUGCUGGUUAUAGCAAUCAAGGUGCCUACAUCCAUCAGGCUGCUGGAAUAGCAUUACACCCUCACGAGUGGCGUAGCACCAAACAGAGAAACAGCACCCCUCCUCCCACCCGCAAAAACUACCCCUUCAGUGAUGGAGGCUUCAGCGAAGAUGAUUGGGACAAGGCUACUGGAUACGCCAGCCAGACUCAUACCGAUGGACUGAUAAUGGAGCAGGAAGAUAGUUUCUGGUGCCAGGCCCUGGAAGACCUGGAAACAUGUGGGCAAUCCGAGCUUCUGCGUGAGAUUGAGGCAUCAAUAAUGACCGGCAGUGCCCUGAGUUUGGGUGUGGAGAGUGGAAAGUCCCACAACGAAACGGUCAGCCAACCCCACCUUAGCCCUCUGCGGAAGAACCCACAUCUUCACAAUGACACCAAGAAUAAGAGCACUCUCCGCAUGUCUGAGAAGACCUGGGAAUCACGGAGGAUCAAAGAAGAGAUUCAGGAUAUUCUGUCACCCACACCAUUAGAGCUUCACAAGGUGACUGUGAUGAAAGACCCAGAGUGCGAUGACUUUGGAUUUAGCGUGUCUGACGGUUUCUUGGAAAAGGGUGUUUAUGUGAACAUGAUCAGACCUGAGGGCCCAGCGGACCGCGCCGGACUCAAACCCUACGAUAGGAUCCUCCAGGUGAACCAUGUGCGGACACGUGAUUUCGACUGCUGUUUGGCUGUGCCUCUCAUCACAGAAGCUGGAGACAAACUUGAGUUGGUGAUUAGCCGAAACCCGUUAGCACAGCCGGGUGUCGCCCAGCCCCAUGACUGCCAUCCCCACUUCACAUCUGUAGGCCAUUACCGUGAGCACCAGGCCAGCACACUGGACCUGUGACCAUUAAGAAACUUGGACUGUGACCACACUGGACUAUUUGUUGCAAUGGACUAUCAUGAGCCACAAUUCCCUGUUUUCAUUACAAAAUUCAAAUGAACUAAAAUGUAAUAUAACCUUAAAAGGUUAUAAAGAGGGAUCUUGGAAACGCUAUAGAGUGCAACAAAAGAGCGACAUUUCAGUACAGUACUGGAAAGGAUCUGAGCCAGUUUUUAUAAAUAUAAAAUGACAAAAAAA